AUGUUGCAUGCACACGUGUUCCCUCGCCAGAGUCCGUGUGGCGUCCCCCCUUUCCCAUGUAUCCCCCAUAGCCCCACGGUACCCAAUGGGUGCUUAGGCCUUAGGCCUUCGUGGAAGCUGGAGUAUAUAAAAAAAAAAAAAUUCUCUUUUCCUAUCUCUCACAUUUUUUAAAUCCACCAAAUUUGCAUAUGUAAUUUA
Molecule: messenger RNA, 198 nt
Organism: Acanthoscelides obtectus
Lineage: Eukaryota; Metazoa; Arthropoda; Insecta; Coleoptera; Chrysomelidae
Source: the annotation of a GenBank genome assembly